Molecule: messenger RNA, 3288 nt
Organism: Anneissia japonica
Lineage: Eukaryota; Metazoa; Echinodermata; Crinoidea; Comatulida; Comatulidae
Product: protein Skeletor, isoforms B/C-like
Exons: 20
Coding region: 36-2924 (962 amino acids)
Source: RefSeq, a predicted model, not a curated record
CAGUUUUUUCAUUAAGGAAAUGAGUUCGCUUAUUGAUGAUUUCAGGUACAUCAAGUUUACAUGACGACUACAUGAAAAUGACUCCCAAAACGCUAUUCAUCAGAAAAUUAGGAAUUCUUCUAGCUUUUUCAGGUGUCAUUGGUCAAGAAGCGGUUUCAUAUUUUGGAAAGAAGAUUGGAGACUUCGGACAGCAAUCAACCCCAUCGUAUUCCAUACAAGGAAGUGUGUAUGCUGUAGACAAUAAUACACUAUGGUUUAGAGGCUUUAGUUACAACGGCAAUGCGCCAGAUGCGUUUUUCUGGAUUGGAUCAUCGAAUUCUCCCGAUGAUUCGGGCUCUUUAAUGACUGACGAAACUGGAAGCGUUGAUCCGCUGCAAGAAUACACCAAUCAAAACUUAAUUAUAUAUUUACCACUUGACGGUAAUAUUGCAGACUACAGUUGGAUAUCUGUGUGGAGUAAAAAUCUUUCGAGGAGCUUGGCCCAUCUGUCCAUUCCCACAUCUUUUAACCCGCCGACAACACGCGACCUGGGAUCACUUGGCCUGAGCCCACUAGUCCAUAAAACCGAAGCGGAUCGCGUUGAGAUUCUUGACACACAGACUGUUAAAUUUUACAAUCUCAAAUAUGAUGGAGAAGGCCCAGCUGCAUAUUUCUGGGUCGGUUCUGGAAGUCCAUCUCGUUCAGGUAUACGCCUACCCGAUGAAACUGGAAGAAUUAGCAUCACCCCGACAUUUGUGCCGGCAAGUUCCAUCUCUGAUAAAGGUGAGGACAUCACCGUGAGGUUUGACGGCGAUCAGACCGUGUUCGAGUACGAUUACAUCGGCCUUUGGUGCGAACAGGCUCGUCAAAAUUUCGGACACGUUAGCAUUCCCAACCGCAGAGACUUAAACAUUCCACCAUCUCUUGACACAUACGAGAUUCCUGAUAAUUACGACAACUGCGAGGAACUACACGACCGGCUUCAAGUAAGCUGGAGUCUUACAGAGGACACCAUUAAUAUACAGCUCCGUGGCGUAGUGAACAUCAAUGAUUAUAUGGCAUUUGGGAUUAGCGGCUCGGAGAGUAGAACUCAGAUGGUUAAUUCUGACGUAAUAGUGGCGUGGUUUGAUGGGAAUGUCGGUCGAGCUCAGGACUACUUUUUCUAUGGCGGCUGGAAUUUGAAACAGAGGGGAGACAAGGGAGAACUUUCAGAGAUGGGGUGUUCAGGUGGCAAUGGAGCUUGUCCUGAUGUCAAAGUCAAUGGGGUUAACAAUGUUGAAGGCAUAAGUGCCUCUGUGUUGAAUGGAGUAACGGCAAUCGAAUAUACCAGAAUGCUGGACACAGAUGACGAUUUGCGGGACACAGUAAUUUCAGCAAGUAAUGUGACUCAAAUAGUCUGGGCGAUUGGCCAGAUAAACGGAGAUGGACUAGCCGUUAGACACAUCGAACGAGGUGGUGGAACGGUAAUGUUCGGUCGUAACGCAUUGAGGAACUGUGAAUCGCUUGUCGAUGGAAGUAAAGAGGUAAACGGAUGGAAAGAAUUACAACUAAUUGGUAACAGCGAUACCACCGAAUUCACGGCCGUCAUUGGUCAGUCCGGAGGAGAGAGAGGAUAUACCAGUAUCACCGAUAAUGUCGGUUGGGGAAUAUCUUGGUACAUAAACGACAUGCUAAUCCCAAAACUCACAUUGAAGCGGGGUACCAAGUACACGUUUAAGGUUUUUGGCGGCAAUGAUGCGAAUCAAUCUGCCUCCUAUCAUCCCUUCUAUAUUACAAACGACAAAGGUGGAGGAUACGCAACAUUGACAGAAAUGGAGAAAUUGAACCACGUUAUAUACGCUGGACCAGUAAACGGAUCUCUCUGCGAAUUGAACGACAAGAAUGGAGACCAAAGCAUGACUUCAACAUCGGCCGAAGGAUAUAGAAAGACACUGGAAGAGAAAUGUCUUUCACCAAAGGAACCGGCAACACUCACCUGGACACCUGACGACAACACACCGGGCACCGUAUACUAUCAGUGUUACACACACCGUUUUCUCGGUUGGAAGAUUGAUGUUGUUGACGUACUUCCGUCAUCUGCUGUUGACAAUGAGAAACCCAAUGUGGUAUGCCCUGAUGAUAUUGUAUUGGGUACAAUCACAACUCAAACCCUAGCGACUUGGAGUGAACUGACAGUUAAUGACAAUGUUGAUACUGGUCUUUUAGCUACUUGUACUCCAUCCUCUGGUACAUCAUUUAAUGUUGGUUCAACUAAAGUUACUUGUUUUGCUAUUGAUGUCGCUGGUAAUGAGGCAAACUGCACGUUUAGAGUUUAUGUCAUUGAAGAUCAUAAGAAUCCUACUUUAGUGUGUCCUGCUAAUGUUGAUGAAACUACAGAAUCAAACCAAGCUACACUUACAUGGACGGGCCCAGUAGUCGGUGACAACUUAGAUUCUAGUCUGUCAGCGUCUUGUAGUCCGUCCUCUGGCUCAUCAUUUUAUGUUGGUUCAACUAAUGUCACUUGUAAUGCCUAUGAUACAGCUGGUAAUGAAGGCAAAUGUAUGUUCGUUAUCAAUGUCAUUGGCGUUAACAACACAUCAUCUGUACCCGGUUACCUAGUAAUAGUGGUAGUUAUUGUUUGUAUCUUCAUCCUGGUGAUGUUUCCGGCAAUGUUCUAUUGCAGAUCAUAUUAUGCCCGAAAAAACGAAAGAAAUAUAAAUUAUGAUGAUGUUGAAAUACCAAAACCAAAAACAUCAAUAAAUGCACCGGGGAACACAGAAGAAAUCUCCAUGGGGAAUGUUAAUGCAGUUUACGAAAAUGAUGCUGUAAAGAGACGGACAAGGAUGAACAAACCUGGUUACAUUGAUCCUAAAUUACUACCACUGCCAAGAGAGACAAAUCCAGAAUACGAAGAUCUGCACACUUACAUUGGAAUGGAUUCAGCAUAUACUAACCUUAAAAAGUAGAUUGUUUUAGCAUAAGAGCCUCUUAUGAGGUCUAAGGUCAGUCAAGUUCCAGGGACCUAAGAAAGACCACCUCUGGACAAUUAAAAAACCUGGAUAUUACGUUUUUGUUAUAUUAGACGUAUUAGCUGAGAUAUUUUUUGUAUUCAUAAUUUAUUUGAGACAUGAAAUUAUACUAUAAUAAAAUAUACACACAAUUACUGUAGCCAAUACAGCCAAAUAUUAUAAAAUUUUCUACAACAAAAUAAAUUCCUCUUUUUAUGUAUGCAAACAAAUUAUAAUGAUGAUGAUAUUGCCGUUCCGCUGAGAAGUCAAUUCAACAUCUCCGCCUCAGCUGCUAGUCCAGUCCGAAAUGUAGCAAUAUCAG